AUGAGUGGACAGGCUGCCAGCUAUUACAAUAACGAGGGUUAUUCCCACCCGCCGCCCCAGCAACAACCCAACUAUGGGUACAAUGGGAACUAUGGGAACUACGAACAGCCCCAAGCUCCAUAUCAGCAACCGAACUAUCAGCAACCUCCACCUGAAGUCAAACCACCUCCCCAAUAUCAGCAAAAUGUCCCGCAGUCUGGGUACAGCUUCGAUGAGGCCUUUAAGAUCGAAAAGCCCAAGUGGAACGAUUUGUGGGCAGGACUCUUGUUGAUCGCAGUUUUCCUUGGGUAUGCUGCGGUGUCCGGUAUUACCAUUCACAAGUAUGCGACCAACAAGGGCUUCAAUGGAGGGGGCAUCUACGACUCGGCCAAUGAUUUCUCGCUGGACACCAACACCCUCGUACUAUUCAUAUUCGUCCUCGCGGUCGCUCUCGUCUUUUCCUGGCUAUAUUUUAUGGGUGCUAGAUACUUCACCAAAACCUUCAUCUGGGCGACUGGUAUCCUCAACAUUGUCUUCGCCCUCGCAACAGGCAUUUACUACAUCGCGCGCAAGCAAUAUGGAGGUGGAAUCGUGUUCCUGUUAUUCGGAGUCUUCGCAAUCAUUUGUUUCAUCAGUUGGAUCCCACGCAUCCCUUUCACUGCAUUCAUGUUGCAAACCGCCAUGGAUGUUGCGCGCGGCUACGGUCACAUUUUCCUGGUCAGCGCUCUGGGUGGAAUUGUCACUGUCGCCUUUGCGGCCUGGUUCUCCGUCACCCUCGUCUCGAUCUAUGUUGCCUAUGAGCCUGAUUCGACGGGAACCAACCCAUCAUGCAAGGAUGGUGGUUGUAGCACAGCGAAGGUGAUCGGCCUGGUCGUGUACGUGACUUUCGCCAUGUACUGGCUCAGCGAAUGGAUCAAAAACACGGUUCACACCACCAUUGCGGGCGUGUACGGCUCAUGGUACUUCUGGAGCAAGUCUGCUGGCGGCAUGCCCAAGGGUUCGACCCGUGGUGCGUUCCGUCGCGCGACUACCUACUCUUUUGGCAGUAUCAGUUUGGGCAGUUUGAUCAUUGCGAUCAUCCAAAUGUUGCGUCAGGCUUGCUCAAUCGCGCAGCGACAGGAGGCCGCUCAGGGAAAUCUCAUUGGUAGCAUCUUCAUCUGGAUUUUGGGGUGCUUCAUCUCGCUGCUCGACUGGCUGGUCACACUGUUCAACCGCUACGCUUUCUGCCACAUUGCGUUAUAUGGAAAGGCGUAUAUUCCUGCUGCCAAGGAUACCUGGACUAUGAUGCGCGACCGAGGCAUUGAUGCCCUUGUUCAGGACUGCCUUAUGGGACCUGUCCUGACCAUGGGCUCGACCUUCGUUGCGUAUGUCUGCGCCUUGUUAUCCUACCUGUACCUGCAAUUCACCAAGCCAGAAUACAACAGGGAUGGCGAUUUCACCGCUGUCAUUAUGGCAUUCGCUUUCUUGAUUGGUUUGCAGGUCUGCCAGGUUUUCAUGACUCCAAUCAGUAGUGGCGUUGAGACUAUCUUUGUGGCUAUGGGCUGGGAUCCUCAGGUCAUGAUCAAUGACCACCCGGAGAUCUACCACAAGCUUGUGGAGCUAUAUCCCCAUGUGCAGCAGGCGGUUCACGCAUAA
Messenger RNA from Penicillium soppii, 1614 nucleotides. RefSeq names its product choline transporter-like family protein. The transcript is spliced from 2 exons. Gene Ontology annotation, biological process: transmembrane transport. The record is from RefSeq and is a predicted model, not a curated record. NCBI's taxonomy places the organism in Eukaryota, Fungi, Ascomycota, Eurotiomycetes, Eurotiales, Aspergillaceae. The coding region runs from base 1 to 1614 and encodes 537 amino acids. Gene Ontology annotation, cellular component: plasma membrane. Gene Ontology annotation, molecular function: transmembrane transporter activity.